AUGUUUGCAUUAAUUUGGUGGAUACACUCAAAAAAAUCCAGUGUGAUUCCUUACAAUACAAUUAAAUUUUCUGCAAAAAAAGAAGCUUCGGUUUUACAGAGAAAGAAAUUUCACUCCGUUAAAAUUUUGAGGACAAGUGAAGACAACGCUUGGCUUGAAUCGUUAAAAGUAGAUGGUGAUGGAAACGUUUAUAUGCCGGAAGAUAAUAUACAUAAGAAAAACCUGAGGGCUCGUAAACGAGAAUCCAGUAAGGAAGGUAAAGAGCUAACCAGUGAAAUUAAAAAGAGAAAACUUCAACGAGAUUUGAAGCUAGCAAAGGAGCCAUCUAUUUUCGAGGAAAUAGACAAACCUCCAGCAGGCAAAACAAGAGAUGCGACUUCCCGCGAAGAAGAAAGUAAGAACACUGAUUCAUCAUCAGAAGAAUCUCAACUUUACAUUGGAUUCUUGCAAGGCGUCGUCGGAUUCCUCAAAGAUCACGGUUGUUCUUCAUCUUCAUCCUCUAAAACGGUUGUUGAAACGAAAGAUUCUCCGGCAUCUCGUUCUUCAGCGAGUGGUUAUUCCAAGAUGCCAUGGAAUUUAUCGGGACCUCGAAAGGUUGAAUUGCAUCCAAUGAGUGAUGUGUAUAUUGAAUCAUGUGAGUUGGAUUGCCUCAAAACCAAAUACACUUAUGACCCGAAAGAAAUGUCGAGACAGAUUUUCAAGAAAGUUAUUGGGACAGACAAUCUACUAAAAAUGAGCCGCACGGGUGGAAACGGGUGGACACGGUUGCCAAAUGAUGUAUUCACUGCUGUUCACGGUUUUAUUUCAAAGAAUGCUCGGCCAAAACUGUCAGCAGCUGAAUUUGAACGGUGUGUCACCCUCAUGUUUACUUCCCUGAGACCUGGACAGUAA
Messenger RNA from Cotesia congregata, 891 nucleotides. NCBI's taxonomy places the organism in Eukaryota, Metazoa, Arthropoda, Insecta, Hymenoptera, Braconidae. The record is from the annotation of a GenBank genome assembly.